GUACGUGAAAGUGAAACCAAACUAUGCCUUGACCUUUACUGUUUGGGUAUACUGGACAACAAUAUGCGAAAUUUGUGCAUAUCAGGAUAAAACUGGCCAUACAUAUAUUCUGAAAAGGCUCAUAUUUGUGUGACGACAAGUUAAGAUUUAAUUUGCAGUGUGUGAAGUAAUCCACAUAUUUUACUUAACAACUGAGAGACGGUUUAACCUUUAACCUGGAGAAUCUGAUUGGACAUCGCUGAAGAACAAUAAAGGAGAGGAAAAUGGCUGAAGCAAACGAAAAUGAUUUUCAACUUGUUCUUCAAACAGUUGAAGAAAAUAAAGUUGAAUGGGGCACUGACUUCAUUGUGACAUGUCAACUGUCACCUGAAAUCAGUGCUGUUGACAUGGAGAUCAGGUGGUUCAAAGAGACAGACUGUGUGUGUCUCUAUAAGAACAGACAGGUGACAGAGGGGAUGAGCUACAAGGGCAGAGUGAAUCUGUUCACUGAGGAGCUGGACAGAGGAAAUGUGUCCUUACAACUGCGAGACAUUGGACAGUCAGAUGUGGGAGAUUAUCUUUGUCAGGUCAUCAGUACAGACAAAACAGAGGAGAUAACAAUUAGACUAGAAUUGUUACAGGGUGGCUUUAGGAACAGAGACACAGGAAAAGGAGCACUACUUGGAGCAGCAUUGGGAGUAGGAGCAAUGGUAGCAGCAACAGUGGUAACAGCAGCAGGAGCAGGAGCAGGAGCAGUAGUCGCAGGAGCAGGAGCAAUGGUAGCAGCAGCAGGAGCAGCAGCAGGAACAGGAACAGGAGCAGUGGUCGCGGGAGCAGGAGCAGUGGUAGCAGCAGUAGGAGCAGCAGCAGGAGCAUAUAUCUUCAAUCCAAAAAUCUUGAAACUUUAUGUGAUACAAAGAACAUGGAGUAAAGAAGAGAGAAAGAAAAUGACAAAAUCUUAUAGUUUGGCACAAAGAAGAAACAGCAAAGAGAUUCCUCCAGAGUUGUCUGUAAAACUAUCACAAAAGCAAGAGUGAAGAUGUGGAACAACACUAAGUUCAUUUUUCCAAUCGGGGAUGUCUCAAUCUGGCACAGAAACACUGAGUAGUACUUCUCAUUGGAUCCAAACUUACAGUCAUUUCUCUCUCCUUUGAUCCUGAUUCCUUUAUGUGAGGCUGAACCCUAGACCUUGCUCUUCUUCCUCCACUCAAUCUCCCAGGAACAGCAUCCAGACACUCUCCCUGCACAGAACCUGAGGAUAGCACUCAAAUCUCUCAGAAUGGUCUGGAUACGAUUGCUCCUCUACUACAUACCGUAUUUUUCGGACUAUAAGUCGCACCUAAGUAUAAGUCGCAUCAGUCCAAAAAUACGUCAUGACGAGGAAAAAAAAACAUAUGCAAGUCGCACUGGACUAUAAGUCACAUUUAUUUAGAACCAAGAACCAAGAGAAAACAUUAGCGUCUACAGCCGCGAGAGGGCGCCCUAUGUUUUCAGUGUAGGCUACAGGAGCACUGAGCAGCAUAGAGCGCCCUCUCGCGGCUGUAGACGCUAAUGUUUUCUCUUGGUUCAUGUCAAAUUAAUUUUGAUAAAUAAGUCGCACCUGACUAUAAGUCGCAGGACCAGCCAAACUAUGAAAAAAAUGCGACUUAUAGUCCGGAAGAUACGGUACAUCACAGUUUUGUUAUCCCCAGACAGAGACUGUUGUGUUGGGGUCUUAGCAUGAGCUCACAUGUACCUGAGCACAAGAACAAAGAUUAGAGAAAGAAAAAAGAUAAUGCAACAAAAAAAGUUGUGUGUGGGAAAACCUACAUCUUCGUAAUCCAGCUGUAAUCCUAAACUUGCCCUCAUGUUCCACACUACAGAAAAUAAAACACUUUCUUAGUUUCUGGUAUUUUAAAACACUAAUUAUAAUUAAUUGUGAAGUUUUUUUUGUCUGAAAUCGCUGUUUACUAUAAAUGUACAUGUGAAUGUUUUAGAUCAGCAAAAUAUGUAUGUAUAUAUGCAGAUAGAUAUGCAUUUUGUGCUCUGAAUUUAAUCGCCUACAAAUUCAUACUGAAUGCAUUCAUGACUGUAAAGCAUAUCUGUGUUUGUCAAAAUCGUGAUUAAAAUUUAAAUCGCUAAUUUUUUUUUCUUCUGCCCAUAUCGCACAGCCCUAAUGAACACUUUACUAUCCCAUGAGACCACAGGAUAGUAAUGGCAUUUAUGUAUGGCAUUUAUACUACUUAGAUUCACACUAUACAGAACAUACUCUUUUUGCAGUCACAAAGUAAUUACGUCCUCAAGAGAUUAUGUGAUUUCUAAUGCUGCCUUUGUUUCAGUGCUGAGUUCUGCUCAGGACUCUUAGACUUUAAGAGAUAUGGGCUAUAAUGAACAUGCAGAGAAAUCUUUGACUUCAGUAUAACUUUUAAAUGUGAUUUAAAAAGUGAUUUAAAAAAGUGAUAAAAAAAUGAAUAGCACAGGAUUUUUAACAGGAAUGUAAACAAGCCUGUGAGGGAUAUAAGUACAGUUUAAUGAUUGUACAACUGUUUAACAGACUGUUCAGUUGACCAACUAAACAACACUGAAAAAACUAAACAAAAAUCAGUAAACAAAACACAAAUAAAUAUUUUUUAAUUUUGAUAAAAAUGAUGUUAUCUAAGACCUUUACCUUUAUACAGUGUUUUCCAAUGUAAAGACUGUAAUUCUGUACCUUGCCGUUUUCUUCCAAAUAAAAUUCAACAUGGCAUCUAACCUAA
This is a messenger RNA of Carassius gibelio (silver crucian carp), 2714 nucleotides long. RefSeq lists its product as uncharacterized. Lineage: Eukaryota; Metazoa; Chordata; Actinopteri; Cypriniformes; Cyprinidae. The transcript is spliced from 9 exons. Bases 264 to 1016 code for a protein of 250 amino acids. The record is from RefSeq and is a predicted model, not a curated record.